Messenger RNA from Mycotypha africana, 1218 nucleotides. RefSeq names its product nucleotide-diphospho-sugar transferase. Gene Ontology annotation, biological process: biosynthetic process. The record is from RefSeq and is a predicted model, not a curated record. The transcript has 5 exons. NCBI's taxonomy places the organism in Eukaryota, Fungi, Mucoromycota, Mucoromycetes, Mucorales, Mycotyphaceae. Gene Ontology annotation, cellular component: cytoplasm. Bases 1 to 1218 code for a protein of 405 amino acids.
AUGACAUCUCCUUCUCAAAAACAAGCUCUCUACAAAGCUAUUAUUCUUGUUGGUGGCCCUUCAAGAGCAACACGUUUUAGGCCUUUAUCUCUAGAUGUUCCUAAACCUUUAUUUCCGGUUGCUGGAGCUCCAUUAAUUCAUCAUCAUUUGCAAGCAUUGUCUAAAGUCCAUGGGCUACGAGAAGUCUUGAUUGUGGGCUUUUUUGAAGACACAGUUUUCAAUAAGUUUAUUGAAGAGGCGUCCACUGAAUUUCCUCACAUUCAUAUCAAGUAUUUACGUGAAUAUCAAGCCAUGGGCACUGCAGGUGGUAUCUAUCAUUUUCGCGAUGAAAUUUUACAUGGAAAUCCUCAACAAUUCUUCGUAAUGCAUGUGGAUAUCGCUUGCUCAUUCCCUUUGAAUGAAAUGGUAGCUUUUCAUAUGAAGCAUCGAGGAUUAUGUACCAUGUUGAGUAAAAAGAUUGGGCAUGAACAAGCAAAAAAAUACGGUUGUCUUGUUGCUGAUCAAAAUACCAACCAAGUCCUUCAUUAUGUCGAGAAACCCGAUACUUUUGUUUCUGAUUUGAUUUCCUGCGGCGUAUACUUGUUUGAUGCCGCUGUUUUUACCGAGAUAAAGAAAGCUAUGGAUGCAAAGAAGGACUCCGAUGAGGAAAACGACCAUUAUUUCUUAUUCGGUAAUUCUGCCCAUCCUUCUAUCACUACACCUGGUUUGCCCAGUAAUGGAAAUGACGGCAGACUGAGUCUAGAAAGAGAUUUGUUGCGUCCUUUGUCAGAAUCAAGAAAGCUUUAUGCUUAUGUAACAGAAGGUUUCUGGAAGCAAAUCAAGACUGCAGGAUCUGCCGUUGCUGCCAGUGCUGCCUACUUAGAAUUACAAUACCAUGCUGAGUCAAAUAGAUUAGCACGUACUGAAGAUAAUGGACCCGAAAUAAUCGGAGCUGUAUAUAUUCAUCCAACAGCACAAGUGGACUCAACAGCAAAGCAUGCCAGUUGUAUUCUUCAUUCUGUCAUUGGUUGGAAUAGUAAAAUUGGUGCUUGGGCACGUGUUGAAGGUACAGCCGUGUCUGACCAUAACGAAGAAAUGAUGAAGAACGGCGUGAAGCUUCAGAAUAUUACUAUUUUGGGCAAAGAAGUAUCAGUGUUGGAUGAAACAAUUAUUCGCAAUUGCAUUGUUUUACCUCACAAGGAACUCAAAUCCUCUUAUCAUAGUGAAAUUUUAAUGUAA